Messenger RNA from Penicillium lagena, 7872 nucleotides. RefSeq lists its product as uncharacterized. The record is from RefSeq and is a predicted model, not a curated record. Gene Ontology annotation, cellular component: small-subunit processome; 90S preribosome; nucleolus. NCBI's taxonomy places the organism in Eukaryota, Fungi, Ascomycota, Eurotiomycetes, Eurotiales, Aspergillaceae. The transcript has a single exon. The coding region runs from base 1 to 7872 and encodes 2623 amino acids.
AUGGUAGCGCCAGGUAUGCGGGCUAAACCCGUCAGGCGCCUGAAGACGGGCACCGAAACCACCAAGUCUCAUCGAUUUGAAGGCUUUUCGCAGCGCAUCGCAAAGCUCAAGAUCGACCCAAUUCACCGCGUGCGCCGCGCCAGCUUCGGCGACGACGAUGAAGAGACCUCCUCCUAUUUCCGGUCGGCACUCGACCACUGGGCAGAAAUGAACUUGUCCGACAAUUUCACCCAGUUCACACGUCGCGUCAACCCCCUCUCUGAAAGCCUUGCGCAGAUCGUUCACCACGAAGAGAAGAUCAUGGGCCUGUUGGUAGAAUAUAUCGAGAAGAGGGACCAGCUUUGCAUGGAGCCAUUGUUAAGUCUGCUUGCACAGUUUGCCAGAGACCUCGGCGUUCGGUUCGAAAAACAUUUCGCCGCGGCCGUGACUCUGGUGGCGUCCGUUGCAGCGACGCACCAAGACAUCGAGGUGGUGGAGUGGAGUUUCAGUUGCCUGGCAUGGAUUUUCAAGUUUCUCUCACGCUUGUUGGUUCCGGACCUACGGCAACUGCUGGGGAUAAUGACACCUUAUCUGGGCAAGGAGCGCCAGAAGCCGUUCGUGGCUCGCUUUGCGGCCGAGUCGAUGUCGUUUCUCAUUCGGAAAGCCGGCCUUGUUUACUACAAGAACAAAUCGCCUCUCGAAAAUGCCGUAACUUUUCUCUUUGACGAUAUCUCGAAAGCGGCCGAAGAUUCCCAAAAUGUCGAGAACUACCGGGAAGGCUUGAUGGCUAUGUUCGCCGAUGCCAUGAAGGGUGUCAACAAUGGCCUUCACUCCAAUGCGACCGAUAUUCUUCGCUGCAUUCUGGAUAAGCUUCCGCCCACCAAGGAACAGCAUAGUGUACCCGCAGAGGUUGCGUAUGGAGUGGUGGUCGGUCUCAUUCACCACACUACUCCCGACACGUUUGGGCCUAUUCUCAGCACGAUUACAGCCUAUAUCGAUGGUCGUUCCAAGGGCGGCAAAAAUCCUAAUGUUCCAGAGUGCUGCCGCUUGAUUUUCUUGUGCGUGGCAACUCGAAAGGGAGUCAGAGUAAAGGACUGGAAGCCUGUCCACGAGAUUUUGGUUUCCCUGCUCCAACAGGUGUCGGCGUCGACUGAAACAUACCCCGACACGAUCCCCGGAAUCCUCGCGACUGUUGCAUAUGCAUUGCAACUGUCCCCGAUGGACGAGAUGCUGCCAUUUUUGCGUUCUCUCAUGGACCUGGUGUCCACCGGCCCGCUCUCGGCAUACUUCUUGUUCUUUUGCAACACUUUCUCGGAAUGGGGAUCGGAGCGAUUUCAAAGCCUUCUUCUGCCGUACUUCCAGAAGUUCAUCAAUUCGUCGUGGCAAUUAAGAGAAUGGGAAACAUGUCUGACCCUGCUUCAUCUGAGCCAGACUGGUUGCAUCACGUCCGAAGCCUCGAAACCUGGGUACAUCUCGUGCCCCAAUGCCUUGAAGAGUCAUAUUCAGGAUUCGCUGGAUUACCCAAGCACAAACGAUUUUGUUCUGAAUGCUUUGGUGAAGCUUCCAAAGGCCAUCGGCCUAUUCACAGACUCAACUGCUUCGUCUGUCAUGGUGCACAAGUUGCAUCACAAUGUUUCUUCUGCUUUCAAAGACGCUGCUUCCAGUAAGGAGACCAACGGUUUGAUAUUCUACGUUGGUCAGGGAUUCAAAACUUAUGUUGAACUCGCUACACAAUCUGGCCAACUGGACUCGAGUCUUUGGGAGUCAAUCCUUACCACUGCCAUGGCCUUUUCCCGUCUCCCUCUGUUUCUGGAGGGUGUUCUGGCAUUCAUCGCUUCUUGCCCGGAAUCCACCAACCUGGAAAAUUCCAUGCUCGAUGACUUCGCCCAGAACUUGAUAGUCAACUUGGCCAGUCCAUCGCAUAGGCUGAGGCUGGUCUCGCUCCAAAUAUUGCGCGAAUUAAGCAGCCGUGUCAUCAAGGAAGAUGUCUCUCCCAUCGAUCUGGCCAUUGAGAUUGAAGAGAGUCCGCUUACCUUACAGAGCGCCAGAACCAUUUCCAUGCAUAUCCGGAAACUCGCUCUCCUGUACCCGCAGAUUGCCUCUCGCAAGUGGAUGGCCCGUCUGAUCCCUUACUUUUGUUUCGGCCUCUUUUCCAAGAAGUUAGGACCAUUGUGGGACGACUCUGCUGCCGCCUUGAAGACCAUCAGCGAACACACAGAGGGCGAGAAGAUCGUCUCAGACCUAUCCAUCCAGUGGCUUCAGGAGCGGGACUCGAGCGCAGCGAGUGAGGAGACGGACGAUGACAACGAGAACACCUUCGUCUCUAGCCACUUCCAAUGCCACAAUGUCGUCAAGGUCGAAAAAACCUUUUCUACCAACCUCAGGACAACUAAAGACCCCCAGGGCCUCUUGUCGCAACAGUUCAAGCAAGAACACUGUCUUGCAGAUUUGCUUCCCGCUUCGCCUCGUUCUCAUGCGUUGCGUGUCCUCAUCGCCGCUCCAAGCGUGGCUGAAAAGCGAUCCCGCCAAAUUGUGCCCCUGUUCUUGUCGUGGGCAUUGCGUGAUGAUCAGGAUGACGUCCCACCCAUUGGUGAAGAUGCCGAUUCAGACAACGCUCCAAUCCGAUGGGGUUUCCGUGAUCGAGUGGCGAUGCUUACUUUGUUCGGGCAAUUCCUGAAUCCUAAAGUUUUGUACAAAGCGUCUGAAGUUCACGACGCUGUGCUGGAGCUCCUAUGUCACGGAAACUCGGAGACCCAGAAAGCUGCACUCAAGGCACUGUUUACCUGGAAAUCACCCCAUAUCCUCCCAUAUCAGGAGAAUCUUCUCAACAUACUGGAUGAAGCCAGGUUUAAGGAUGAGCUGGCAGUCUUCGUGCGUGUCGGCGAAGAUAGUCUAAUCGAACAAGAACACCGACCUAUUCUGCUGCCGGUACUUCUUCGCCUUCUAUACGGCCGGAUGAUUUCAAAAGCGAGCGCGGGUCAAGCUGGCCAAUCUGGAAGACGCAAGGCAAUUCUUCGGACUCUAUCACAUCUCUCUGAAGAGGAGUUUGGCCUUUUUAUGCGACUCUCCUUCGGUCCUCUCGCCGAUGUCCAUGUCGUCAAGGAUGACAACCCUGAUUUGAGUGUCUUCUCAGAGGAACUGACCAGCCCUCGAAGGCAAUUGGGUCUGCUCAAGAUGAUUGAUACGGUCUUUGAUACCCUCCAGACCCGCAUGAUACCUUAUGCGCCACAGACGAUGGAUGUUAUUAUCUAUUGUCUGGUGCGAGCAUGCCGAGCAAUUUACGAUGAGAACAGCCCGCUUUAUGUGGAUCGUCAAGACGAACGGCUUUUGACCGUCUACCAGAGCAUUCGCCAGACCUGUAUCCGCUGUCUCAACCUUGUCUUCUCCAUUUCGACCGAGCGGGACUGGACACCCUUCGUUCGUAUUCUGUUUGACGAGAUGAUUAGCGAUAGACUCGAGCAAUUCCCAAUCGAGACAGCUCAAGGCGUAUCAGGACUUCAUCGACUGUUCCAUACCUGGGCUUCUGCUCCGAGGUCUGCCUGGUAUCUUGUACAACAUAACAAAAAUGUUUUGACUAAGGUGAUCGAUUGCCUUGGAGUUGAGUCUGCUCGUGACGAAGUCAAGAUUUACGUCCUGGAUGAAAUCCUCGUGCCUUUGGUUGAUCUGUCUACCGGCAAGAAGUUGGAAGAAGAAGAGGAGAUGCCCGACUUCUCACCCGAACAGAUCCGAUCUGAAGUUCUCUCUCCUUACUUGGAAAAUGCCCUCUCUCACCUUGGCCGUGUGCUCAAGAGAGGUCCCUCGAAGCCUGUUCUGUUUGCUGGAGUCAAUGCCUUGUCUCUGAUCGCGCCAUGCGUUGAGUCUUCUGGAGAGACGUCGAGCUUGAUCAGCAUAGCGACGUAUCUACUUCGACAGCCUCCAGACCGUGUCAGCCCAAGGACUAAAUCUGGUCUGUUACGGAUUCUCGAACACUUCUUGCCUUUGUACAAGCCGGAAGAGGAUGCCCAGCUUUCUCAACAGGUCUUCGAGGCAGUAUCUUCUAUGUUCGACUAUUUUAAGGACGACACAAACAGAGAGGUUCUCGCAAGGGUCUUCUCUGCUCUUGCCACCCACGACCAACAGCUGGCAGAAGUUGCUGAACUGUGCGCCGAUCUGAACUCUCGUUCCAGUAAGAAGCUUGAGCCCGACUAUGAGCGGCGCUUGCAGGCCUUCACAAAAAUCAACGAAGAUCUGGCUCAAAAGUUAAGUGCCAAGCAGUGGCGGCCUCUUUUGUACAACAUGCUCUUCCAUGUCAAGGAUGAAGAGGAGCUUGCUGUUCGAUCCAGCGCUUCUUUCAGCCUGAAACGCUUUAUUGACAAGGCAGCCACCGAAACAGAGUCUGAAGACUUUGAGGCCCUGGUGAAUAACGUCUUCCUUCCUUCACUGCAGUACGGCCUCCGGCAAAAGUCGGAGCUUAUUCGCUCCGAGUUUGUCUCUGUUCUGGGGUACUUUGUCAGAUCGAACCCUACCAGGCCGUCCGUCCAGGAUAUGCAUGUGCUGCUUGUCGGCGAUGAUGAUGAGGCAUCUUUCUUCAAUAACAUUCUCCACAUCCAGCAGCAUCGCCGGCUCCGAGCUUUGCGGCGUCUCGCUGGUGAGGUCUCCAAAGGAGAGAUCCAGGCUGCCAACUUGGGCUCCAUCUUUAUUCCCCUUGUUGAACAUUUUGUAUUUGAUGAGGCCGAGGACGAGAACGCCCACAACUUGAUUGCCGAAGCCGUUGCCACAAUUGGUGCCCUUGCAGAAUGGCUGGAUUGGAACCAGUUCCGGGCCAAUUUCCGGAGGUAUCGCAGUUACAUGCAGAGCAAGCCCGAAAUGGAGAAGAACAUUCUAAGACUUCUGGGUCGGAUGUCUGACGCGUUAUCAAGCGCGAUGGAUCAAAAGAAGGCGGCAGAGCCCCAGCUCGAGAGCGACGACACUGACAAGAUGGAGGACCUUUCCACGCCCUCCAUAUGCACCCUUGCCAGAACCCUUCCAUCCUUCACAAAGGUCACAACGGAGCUGACCACCAACUUCAUCCCUUUCCUGACCAGCUUCAUCCAUCACAAGCAGGAGACGGAAAUGAGUUUGCGUUUGCCUGCCGCAGUCACCACAAUCAAGCUUCUCAAGAUUCUGCCCGAGGCAGAUAUGACUAUUCGCCUGCCUCCGGUUCUCCUGGAUGUCUGCAGUAUCCUCAAAAGUCGAGCACAAGACUCGCGAGACACGGCACGAAAAACACUCAACGACAUUGCCAUCCUGCUGGGCCCGGAAUACUUCGGCUACAUCCUGAAAGAACUGCGGAAUACUCUUGCUCGUGGAUACCAGCUUCAUGUUCUGUCCUUUACGAUCCACUCCAUGCUUGUAAUGACUACCGAUCACUUCAAGCAGGGUGACCUGGAUUAUUGCCUGGGAGAUCUCGUUGCGGUCGUGAUGGACGAUAUUUUCGGCACCGUCGGCCAAGAAAAGGACGCAGAAGGCUACGUCAGCAAGAUGAUAGAAGUGAAGAGCAGCAAGAGUUUCGACUCCAUGGAGCUUCUUGCCAAGAACGCCACUGUCCAACACCUGGCAAAUCUCGUCCGACCUUUGCAAGCACUUCUGCGAGAGAAGCUCAACUCGACCAUUGUAAAGAAGCUCGAUGAGCUUAUGAGGCGAAUUGGCAUUGGCCUUCUAAGAAACCCUGGCGCCGAAAGCCGUAACCUGCUGAUGUUCUGUUACGAAGUCAUCAAGGAGUCCUACCGCGAUCCUGCCGCGAGUGAGAGCCAGGCCAAGCCGAAGUCCGAGUCAGAGGAGCGGUUCUUGGUAAGACUGCAGGGAGCAAAGAGAGGCGAGAAACGGGGCACGACCUCCUCUCACGCGUACAAGCUGACACGAUUCGGUCUCGAUGUCCUGCGCGCGAUCCUCAACAAAUACAACUCUCUGUUGACGGCAACAAAUCUGUCGGGAUUCAUACCUAUCAUCGGCGAUGCCCUUGUGCAGGCCCAGGAAGAAGUCAAAAUUUCUGCUUUGCGGUUACUAUCUACAAUCAUCAAGCUCCCUCUGCCUGAGAUCGACCAGAACUCUCACGUCUAUUUCACCGAGGCAGUGAAAAUGGUCAAGGAGUCGCCCAGCACGAACACCGAAGCAGCGCAAGCCUCGCUAAAAUUGAUUUCAGCCAUGUUACGCGAACGAAAAGACACAAAGCUUCGAGAUGGGCACCUUGCAUACCUUCUUCAGCGCCUGACAUCGGACAUUGAAGAACCAGACCGACAAGGUAUAACCUUCAACUUCAUUCGAGCCGUGAUGUCUCGCAAGCUCGUCGUGCCGGAGAUGUAUGAACUCGUGGACAACAUCGCAACCAUGAUGGUCACCAACCAGACUCGUUCUGCGCGGGAUCUCGCGCGAGGCGUUUACAUUCACUUCCUGAUCGAGUAUCCGCAGGCGAAGAACCGGUGGACGAAACAGCUUGGUUUCCUUGCCAAGAACCUUGAGUACAAGCACCAGGAGGGACGCCAGUCGGUUUUGGAGGCCAUCAACUUGCUCCUUUCAAAAACCGGCCCGGAGCUGGCCCAGGAUAUCAUCAGCACCUUCUUCCUGCCUAUCGUGCUCGCCAUGGCCAAUGACGAUUCUUCAGAAUGCCGUGAGCUGGCAGGUGCAUUGCUUGGCCAAUUCUACAGCCGAGCAGAUCGGGAGCAGAUGAAGACUAUUCUAACACCUAUCCGGUCAUGGCUGGAGCAAACGGACAACCUGGCGCUGAGCAAUGUUGGUCUACAGGCCAUGCGAGUUUACUUUGAAGUUGAGGAAACAGUUAAAGAGAAAGAAGCUCGCUUUGUCGUCGGCAUCCUCCCAAACCUGAUGCAGCCGCUCCUCGAAGACCAUGAAUCAGGCAGCUGGGAGGCACUGUAUUAUGCCGCACAGCUUUUCACGAAACUCUGCAAAACAGCCCCUGCGCUCGCCCUGAGCCCCGAGUGUGCAUCCAUCUGGACCUUGAUCCGGGAAUGUCUCUUCUUCCCUCACGCAUGGGUCAAGACCUGUGCCGCGAAUCUCAUCGGCAUGUGGCUGGCCGACAUCGCCAAGACGAACGCAGCCGAGGGAUACAGCGCAAUUCCUCUAUCGGGAAGCUCGGGCUUGGUUCUGGACAAAGAUGCAAUGCUCCAGCUGCUCCGCGGCAGUCUUCGCUGUCUACGCACUCCUGGUAUCACGGAAGAGCUGGCUAUGCAGAGCGUGCGCAACCUCGUCUUCCUGGGCCGAUGCUGUGCACAGAACAGUCUCGAGAUUCCCAAGACGGAAGCUGACAAUGCCGACUCUGAAGCUGAGGAGGAGGAUGCAGAUGAGGGUGCCGAUAGCGAAGCUGACGAUGGGGCACCAACCAAUGGCGAGAACAAUGAUGUCUCAAGCAGCACCAGAUCCGCCAUCCACUACAUUUUCCGCCAGAUCUCCUCGCUCCUGCGCCGCGAAGUGAUCUCUAGACGGCCAGACGCUCUCAUCCCUAAAACCGCAUCGAUUGCCCUCCUCGCCGCGCUGGUCCGCCACGUUGACGCAGAGCAGAUCCACCCGUCUCUCACCGUCAUCUUACUUCCACUGCAGCACCUGACCGACUCAUCCAUUCCUGCUCCACGGUCAUCAGAUGAGUCCUUCCAGAACACGUACAAGGGUCUUGUUUCCAACUGUCACGAGACCCUGGAUCUGUUGCAGAAGAAGCUCGGCACGACCGAGUACAUCGCUCAGAUGUCUCGCGUGCAGGAGACUAUCAAGGAGCGCCGCGAAGGAAGACGUGUCAAGCGGCGCAUUGAAGCUGUUGCUGAUCCUGAGCGGUACGGUCGUGAUAAGCAGAGGAGGAAUGAACGGAAGAGGGACGUACGCCGCGAGAAGGGGCUGGAGCAUCGGGGAAAGAGACGUGGAUGGUAA